Messenger RNA from Cavia porcellus (domestic guinea pig), 4122 nucleotides. Its product is annotated as wings apart-like protein homolog. Lineage: Eukaryota; Metazoa; Chordata; Mammalia; Rodentia; Caviidae. The record is from RefSeq and is a predicted model, not a curated record.
AUGGUGGGCAGUGUGGCUCUGGUGUCCCAAGUAGCUGAGAAGCUGGGCCUCUUUCCUCCUGCCCAGCAAUCAGAUCCAGGGUUGGCGAGGUUAGCCGUGGGAAAUCUUCAACCCUGUGAUGCUCAGCCCUCUGAGCUGGACCUCAGAGUGCAGCUGCAUGUGGGACAGUGUGCGCUCCCACUUGCUCCACCACCCCCGCAGGAAGAGCAGACUGGAGGACAGGAAUCCAGUGUGCCAGGCCCCGUACCCACAGAAGCCCCUGUGCUAGGCACCCGUGGUCACCGUGUGCACCUCCCUCAGCCGGACACACGCAGCAAAGGAAGCAUCUUGCACCUGGGGCUCAGCUUUGAGGAGAUCGCAUCCAAGAAUGCCAGGGUGUUCCAGCUGGCCUUGUCCCACCUGAGUCUCAAGGAUGACAUCCUUCAGCCUGAGAAGAUGACCUACAGCAUCAAGGUCAUCGAGGCCAACAAGCAGUUCCAGGCCAUGCAGGAAACCAGCCUCGCACACUGUGCCCUGGUGUCUGAGGCUGGAUCUCCUCUGCUGGAGGAGCAGAAUACAGGGGCCCCUCCAGAGAGGAGUGGCAGGGAGAUUCCAGAGCUCCCCCUGGCAGAGUGCGCUGCUGCCCAGGCCUGUCCCCAGCAGGCUGCCAGCUGUGAGGAGAAAACAUCCAAGGAGGACCGGGUGUUCCAGCUGGCCUUGUCCUUCCUGAGUCUCAAGAGUGACAUCCUGCAGCCUGAGAAGAUGAUGUCAAGGUCAAGGUCAACGAGGCCAACAACCCGUUCUAGGCCAUGCAGGAAGGUGAGCCACUGCACAGCCUGGGGCCAGCAGAGCUGUGCCAGCUUUGAGGAGAAAGUAGCCAAGGAUGACAGGGUGUUCCCACUCAGGUGGGACAACCACCUGAGUCUCAAGGAUGGCAUCCUGCAGUGUGACAAGUUGGCCUACAGCAUCAAGGUCAUAGAGGCCAACAACCCAUUCCAGGCCAUGCAGGAAGGUCCUCCUGGCAGGCCUGCCUCAUUCUCAGGGAUCAGGGCUUUGGGCUCUCUCUGGCCCCCAUCCCUGGCCUGCCCGGCAUCCUGUGCCCUGGAGUCUGAGGCUGAAUCUGCUCUGUGUGAGGGGCUGAGGGCAGGGACCUAUCCAAAGCAGAGUGACAGGGAGAUGUGGAGGGCUCCCCCUAGCAAGAGACUACUGGUGUCCAGGGCUGCCCCCAAUGGGUGUGAAGGCAAGGUGGCGUGGUUCCCAUGGUGGGCAGUGUGGCUCUGGUGUCCCAAGGAGAUGAGGAGCUGGGCCUCUUUCCUCCUGCUCAGCAAUCAGUGCCAGGGACAUGAAGCCAAGCCUUGGAAACCGUGCAACCCUGCAGUGGGUGAGGUGGGGACUCCUCAGCUGUCCUGGUGCAGUGUCGGCUCCAGUGAGACCCACCUGUCCCCAGUGCAGGACAGAGGUGACAGAAACAGGGCCCAGUGCUGGCUGGAUGGCACCCCAGAGGCUCCUGGCACCAUCCUCCACUUCCAGAUGCUCAGCCACCUGGCUGGAGCUGAGAGUGCAGGGGGCUGUGGGACUGUCCCCACCCCCACUUCCUCUACCACCCCAUCAGGGAGAGGAGGACCAGGGCAGGAAUCCAGGGUAGGCAGCUAUGCACCCACUGUGGUCACCAAGUGUCCUAUCUUUGAGAUGAAUGUAGCCAAGGAUGACAGGGUGUUCCAGCUGGCCUUUUCCCACUUUAGUGUGAAUGAUGACAUCCUGCAGAGUGAGAUCACCUACUUCAUCAAGGUCAUCCAGGCCAACCAACCUGUUCCAGGUCAUGCAGGAAGAGGAGGUGACUCAGCUAUGGAUGAGGUCCAGAAGUCACCUACAAAAGCUGUGUAUAACGCCAGACAUUGGAACCAUCCAGAAUGAGAAGAACUACCUGGACCACCAGUAGUCAAACCUCAGAAUGUCACAGUGAUGCUGUCUUCAAAGGAACCAAAUCAAAAAGAUGAUGGAGUUUUUAAGGCUCCUGCACCACCACUCAAAGUGAUAAAAACUGUGACAACUACUCACACCUACCAAGAUAUAGUUACUGCACUUAAGUGCAGAAAAGAAGACAAAGAACUGUAUACUGUUGUUCAGCACGUGAAGCACUUAAAUGACGUUGUGGAAUUUGGUGAGAACCAAGAGUUCACUGAUGACAUUGAGAACUUGUUAAGUGGCUUAAGGAGCACUCAGCCUCUGAACACAUGUUGUCUUAGUGUUAGUAUCCUGGGUACCAAGUGUGCCAUGCCUAGUUUCCGAAUGCACCUACGAGCACAUGGAAUGGUUGCAAUGGUCUUCAAAACCUUGGAUGAUUCCCAGCACCACCAGAACCUGUCCCUCUGUUCAGCUGCCCUCAUGUACAUACUGAGUCGAGAUCGCUUCAACAUGGAUCUUGACAGAGCUAGCCAAGAUCUCAUGAUCCAACUCCUGAAGCUAGAACAGCAUGCUUCAUCAGCUAAGCUGCUGAAUGAGAAGGAUAUGAACAAAAUCAAGGAGAAAAUCUGGAGACUAUGUGAAACUGUACACAAUAAGCAUCUUGAUCUAGAAAACAUCUUGACUGGGCUUUUGGCGAUGGAGACACUGUUGUCCCUUUCUUCUAAACUAGCAUGAAACUGGUUUAAAGAAGAACUGCAGAUUUUGGGUGGUCUGGAUCACAACAUAGAUAAAGUCAAAGAGUGUGUGGAUCAUUUAAGUAGAGAUGAGGAUAAAGAAAAACUGGUAGCCCCGUUAUGGGGAGCAGAGAGAUGUUUAUGAGUUCUGGAAGGUGUAACGGUGCAUAAUCCAGAGAAUCAGAGCUACUUGAUAGCGUAUAAAGAUUCACAACUCAUUAUUUCAUCUGCUAAAGUGCUGCAGCACUGUGAAGAGCUCACCCAGCAGUACAAUCGCAAUGAGAGCAGCGUCUGGGUGGCCGACAGCAGGCCUUUGCCUCCCCAGACCAUGAGCAGCCAUGUGGGCAAGGCGGUGGAGGACCGCAUGCGGGCCAUUUUUGGGGUGCUGCUCAACCUCACCAAAGUCAAAGAAUGGGACAGCACCAAGACAGGGGAACAGGUCGGCCUCAUUGGCACAGAGCUGUGUUUGCAGGUCCCGAUGUACCUACCUCAGGAGCAGAGAGUUGACAUUCGGGUGCUGGGCUUGGGCCUGCUGAUAAAUCUGGUGGAGUACAGUGCUUGGAACUGGCACUGCCUGGUCAACAUGAAGAUGUCCUGUUCCUUUGAUUCUUCCUUCUACCUCGGAGAGGGGGACAGAGACCUAAGGGCUCCCUGGCAGGUUCAUGCUGUGCAAGCCCUCCUGCAGCUAUUCCUUGAGCAAGAGCGAGCAGCCCAGUUGGAAGAAAGCAAAACAGGUAAGUUGAUCAAAGACGCACCCACCCCUGAGCACGAUAAGGUCGGAGAGUGGCAGGAGACCAGCGGGGAGAUACAGUGGGUGUUGAUGGAAAACGCUGUUGGCAAGGAGGAGAAGCACAAGAAGGAGGAGGACGGCCAGGAGCUGGACCUCAACAAGGCUCUGCAGCACGCUGGCAAGCACGUGGAGGACUGCAUGGUGGCCUCCUACAUGUCACUGCUCCUCAGCUGCCCCUGCCAGGAAAGCCCCAUAAGUACGAUAAAUGUCACUACAGUGCGGGAGUACCUACCGGAAGGAGACUUCUCCAUAAUGACAGAGAUCCUGAAGAAGUUCCUGAGCUUCAUGAAUCUUACGUGUGCUGUCGGGACGACAGGCCAGAAGUCUAUCUCAGUGAUCGAGUAUUUGGAACACUGCUAGCUGCUUUACCUUUGCUUCAGGUGCUUGGGGAUGCAGGAGCUACCAUUAGGCAGAGGAACGUCACCAGGUGUCCUUGAAGAGCCAUCAGGAGCACUGGCAGGACCGAAUGGCCGCCUGAUUUCUUCCCAUACUCCGUGUCUGCUCAGUGACAGUUUCCAUGUCAGCCUGCAGCUGGCAGAGGCUCUGGCAGCUUGGUCUGCACAGUGCCACCGUGACUUCCUUCACUCCAGCAGGUUCAAGGGGAGCUCAUGCUGUGCUUCUGCUAGUGCGACUGCUGUGUGGAGCCGAUGGCACCACAGCAGGGCAGCAGCACCAGCAGGGCCCGGGGUUCUGAGCACCAGGCAGCAGCUUAGU